AUGGUCGGGCUUGUGUCUUCACACAGGAGAGUCAGUGUUAGAGUGAGCAUUGAGCUGCAAGCAGUGUCCAAUCCGGUUCACAGAAAGGAUUUAGUUAUCCGUCUGACCGAUGACACUGAUCCAUUUUUCCUCUAUAACCUUGUUAUAUCGGAGGAAGAUUUUCAGAGUUUAAAAUUCCAGCAAGGUCUUCUGGUAGACUUUUUAGCUUUCCCGCAGAAAUUUAUUGAUCUGCUUCAGCAGUGUACUCAGGAGCAUGCCAAGGAAACCCCAAGGUUUCUGCUGCAGUUAGUGUCUCCAGCGGCUGUGUUGGAUAACUCUCCUGUCCUUCUAAAUGUGGUAGAGACAAAUCCUUUUAAGCAUCUUACACACCUCUCACUAAAACUUCUACCUGGCAGUGAUGUGGAGAUAAAGAAGUUUCUAGCAGGCUGUUUGAAAUGUAGCAAGGAAGAAAAAUUAUCAUUGACACAAUCGCUAGAGGAUGUUACUAGGCAACUGAAUUUCACACAAAAGACAUUAUCAGAAAAAGUUCAAGAAUUAGAUAAGUUACGGAAUGAAUGGGCAUCCCACACAGCAGAGUUGUCGAGUAAGCAUUCCCAGGAGCUGACCAGUGAGAGGGAAAAGGCCUUGCAGGCGCAGGUGCAGUACCAACAGCAGCAUGAGCAGCAGAAGAAAGAGCUAGAAAUCCUCCAUCAGCGCAACACCCAGCAGCUGCAGAGCAGGCUGUCCGAGCUGGAAGCAGCUAACAAAGACCUCACCGAGAGGAGAUACAAAGGCGACUCCACCAUCAGGGAGCUUAAGGCAAAGCUGGCUGGAGUUGAGGAGGAGCUGCAGCGGGCCAAGCAGGAAGUGCUGUCUCUGCGGAGAGAGAACUCGACGCUGGAUGCCGAGUGCCACGAGAAGGAGAAGCAUGCCAAUCAGCUGCAGACAAAAGCGGCUGUUCUAGAGCAGGAGCUCAGGGACAAGGACCAGCUGGCCCUCAGAACAAAAGAAGCGUUUGACACAGUCCAGGAACAGAAGGUGGCUUUAGAAGAACACCGUGAGAAAAAUCAGGUACAAAUAGGAAAACUUGAAGCAACCAUAAAAUCAUUAUCAGCGGAACUGCUUAAGGCAAAUGAAAUUAUCAAGAAGUUACAAGGGGAUCUGAAAACUUUAAUGGGGAAAUUGAAACUGAAAAAUACAGUCACCAUUCAGCAAGAGAAACUCUUGGCCGAAAAGGAAGAAAAAUUACAAAAGGAACAAAAGGAAUUACAAGAAGUUGGGCAGUCUCUCCGAAGUAAAGAGCAGGAGGUAUGCAAAUUACAAGAACAAUUAGAAGCUACAGUUCAAAAACUUGAGGAAAGCAAACAGCUUCUAAAAAAUAAUGAAAAGUUGAUCACAUGGUUAAAUAAAGAACUAAAUGAUAAUCAGCUAGUGAGAAAGCAGGACGUGCUGGGACCUUCUGCCACUCCACCGGUACAUGCUAGCAGCACGAUCAGAAGUGGACUGUCUCCUAGCUCUAACAUGGUUGACGGUAGGCUGACGUACCCAACUUGUGGCAUCGGGUAUCCUGUCUCCUCUGCAUUUGGUUUCCAGAACACCUUCCCUCAUCCCGUGUCUGCCAAAAAUGCCAUCCACCCGGCUUCAGGACCAAAGGUUCAGUUUAACUUGCAGUUAACAAAACCAAAUCCGUCACUAGGGGACGUUCAGUCAGGAACAACUCUUAGUGUGCCUGGCUCCGCUGAUAAGGAAAAUGGUGAAAAUGUAGGGCUGGAGCCCAAGUAUCUGAAGAAAAGGGAGGACAGCAUUCCUUUGCGGGGGCUCAGCCAGAAUCUCUUCAGCACGGCAGACCAUCAGAAAGAUGGCCCGUUAGGAGCGCUGCAGACAUCCUGCAAACCCGCCUCGGUCCCUUCCUCCUCCUCUGCGUACUUCCCCGGGCAGCUGCCGCACAGCUAACAGUGCCCUCUGCCCGCAUGAGCUGUCACCGCCUGGUGGAGGAACCGUGCGGCAGGGGACACCCCACACGCACGCAGGAGCAGUGGCAGAGCUGCCUGGUGGGCAGCAGGCUGUGCGCGUCUCGGGUGCUGCUGUUGUUGCUGUCCCUGCCGGCAGGCGGGCGGCUCAGAGGAGCCGAUUGGACUUGGGGACUUGGGGAAGGGAGGCUCUCGGAGUCGGUGCCAGGCUUUGGUGUGUGAACACGGUGCUUUACAGGACAGCAGUGGGUUGUCUGAGCAGCUCUUACACGUGCCAAGGCAAGGGUUGGUCGUGAUAAGGGACGUUCUAAUCACAGUGACUGCCUGGUAACGUCACACUUGUCCAACGGAAUGGGAGCCAGAGGAUGCUCGUAAUUCGUUUUAUUUUCAUUGGUAAAAAGUUUUAAAUUUGCCACCUAAGAAUUAUGAGGGAAGAUGUUUAUCUCCUAAGGUGUCUAUAUUAUCGACGAUAAUGUAAAGGGAAAAAGUCAUAAAUCAAUCCUUUAUAGCAA
Messenger RNA from Myotis davidii, 2461 nucleotides. It is a transcript of the gene SASS6, whose product is annotated as SAS-6 centriolar assembly protein. The coding region runs from base 1 to 1932 and encodes 643 amino acids. Gene Ontology annotation, biological process: centriole replication. The record is from RefSeq and is a predicted model, not a curated record. The transcript has 16 exons. NCBI's taxonomy places the organism in Eukaryota, Metazoa, Chordata, Mammalia, Chiroptera, Vespertilionidae. Gene Ontology annotation, cellular component: centriole; centrosome.